Molecule: messenger RNA, 2245 nt
Organism: Paramormyrops kingsleyae
Lineage: Eukaryota; Metazoa; Chordata; Actinopteri; Osteoglossiformes; Mormyridae
Product: E3 ubiquitin-protein ligase SIAH1A-like
Biological process (GO): proteasome-mediated ubiquitin-dependent protein catabolic process; multicellular organism development
Cellular component (GO): cytoplasm
Molecular function (GO): ubiquitin protein ligase activity; zinc ion binding; ubiquitin conjugating enzyme binding
Source: RefSeq, a predicted model, not a curated record
GCGCGCCCCAGUUGUAGAAAGCUUCGGCUGCGGUCCGUGCGCGAGCCAGAGCGCAACCCCGAGUUCAGUGGCCGCGCGAGCCAGAGCGCGACCCCGAGUCCGGCGGCCGCGCAUGCCGUGUUGACAUCGUAGGUAAAGAAACGGAGGAAAAAAAGAAAAAAAAAUCAAAUCAGAAGUAAAACCUCAGUUUAAUCCCAUCAGAUAAAUCAACGGAUAAAAGACAGAAGCAGGAGUGAAUGCAGUGCAAAAUAUCCAACAAAGGACACAAAAUAAAACCGGCCACUCGAGAAACACCUCCCCAAAUUUUCCAAAGGAGAUCAACAUAACUGGAAAUCAUAUGGACGAAGAAAUGAGUCGCCAGACCGCCACAGCGCUGCCCGCCGGAACAUCAAAGUGCACUCCCUCCCAGCGAGUGCCAGCGCUGCCGGGCACCACUGCCUCCAACAGCGACCUGGCCAGCCUGUUCGAGUGCCCCGUCUGCUUCGACUACGUGUUGCCGCCCAUCCUGCAGUGCCAGAGCGGCCACCUGGUCUGCAGCAAUUGCCGGCCCAAGCUUACGUGCUGCCCCACCUGCCGUGGACCUCUGGGGUCCAUCCGCAACUUGGCCAUGGAGAAGGUGGCCAAUUCUGUGCUGUUCCCCUGCAAGUACGCCUCCUCCGGUUGUGAGGUCACGCUGCCACACACAGAGAAGCCGGAGCAUGAGGAGCUGUGUGAGUUCCGGCCCUAUUCCUGCCCCUGCCCUGGAGCAUCCUGUAAGUGGCAGGGCUCACUGGACGCCGUCAUGCCCCACCUGAUGCACCAGCACAAGUCCAUCACCACGCUGCAGGGCGAGGACAUCGUCUUCCUGGCCACGGACAUCAACCUACCGGGCGCCGUGGACUGGGUCAUGAUGCAGUCCUGCUUCGGCUUCCACUUCAUGCUGGUGCUGGAGAAACAGGAGAAGUACGACGGCCACCAGCAGUUCUUUGCCAUCGUGCAGCUCAUUGGAACACGCAAACAGGCCGAGAACUUUGCUUACCGCCUGGAGCUCAACGGACACCGCCGCCGACUCACCUGGGAGGCCACGCCCCGCUCCAUCCAUGAGGGCAUCGCUACGGCUAUCAUGAACAGCGACUGCCUGGUGUUUGACACGUCUAUUGCUCAGCUGUUUGCCGAGAACGGUAAUUUGGGCAUCAAUGUGACCAUCUCCAUGUGCUGAGUAGCAUACAUGCAGAGCACCUCUUCAAGGACACCUGGGAGUUCUGUUCUUUGGGAGAACUUUCCUCUUGAACUUACCCAUGGUAGUGCUUAGCAGCUAUGUGUUGGGCCCACAUGUGAGUUGCAUGGGUAGUUAUUGUUGCAGGCCCUGCACUGAGGCACAGAUCUUUGUCACCUUGAAGGGAUAUUGGUGGGCCCAGGAAAUAGGAGACACCCAUGUGGAGAGCCUGCAGAUCAGCAGAUCUUCAUUGCAGAAACUCUGAUUCCCUUGAAUAUGACCCAGAUUGUGUGCUCUUUCUAGAAACUACACAUUUGCACCAACUGUAAUUCUCAAUAAUAUUUGGACUUUUUCCAAGCUUCAGUUAGUUGUGUGUUAGCUAGCAUUGAUAAGCUAUGACGGGGAGGCUGGGCAUUAAUUCCUCUGCAAAACAGCCCGAGGCGCUUCUGUGCGAACGUAAAGGGGACUCGCACGUCACUGGUGGAUUAGCGGGAAGGAGGGGGGUGUUUUUAAAGCUGUGGGAUAUUUGAAGCAUCAGAGGGCUGGUCUUAGUUUUCUAAGUUGGUCUAAUUUACAUGAUUUCAGUUCCAUUCAAGGUGAAAUAGCAGCUUGUAUCAGUCUUGUUUAAUUUUUGUUCCUACUGUUUUCUUGAUUUCCAUCAAGGGAAACAACGGUACAGAUUUUGCUCUGUGGACAGAUCCGCUGGCUUAGACAAAACGUGUCCUGACACUGCAGCUGUGGUUUCCGCCUUUAAGCGUCCACCUGCCACUGGGACCAUUAAUGCCAUUCUGUUAAUAAUAUUAUUGUAAUUAUCAUUUUUGUAAGGAAUUUUAAGAAAAGAUGUUGUAAAGCUGUGGAUAAUUUUGUGUUUGUAGGCUGAUCGUUCUUUUAAAUAUACAGCUUUUUUUUUUUUUUUUGUCCUGUCCUUGCAGAGCAGAAGGCUGACAGAUCCCUCCUCAACAUAUAGGUCUGUUCAAGCUAUAUUCAGUCUCUGUGCAUCACUACAAUUUACUUUCUUUGUGUCAUUAAAAUAAAUCUAUCUUUUUCAUA